AUGGGCAACAAUCAACCCGGAGGCACAACCAAACGAGAGCGAGGCGAGAUGGGGCAAAGUCCAGGCGGGAGGACGCGCGCGAUGAGCGGAAACCCGCCACCCAACUUAAGCAGUUCGGCCGAAGAUGGAUGUCCUGUACAGGUGAAAAUUGCGAAAAGCCUUGACGAUUCGAAUGGCUCCCUUCCGAGUGUGGCCACACUGACUGUGAAAGAUAAAAACGAGUAUCCAGUGGUUUUUAAGUGGCAUGGUGGAUCACAAUCGGGACCACGACAAGUUUCUAUCUGUGGUUCUUGGGACAAUUGGAGACGAAAGAUCCCGCUAGUGAAAUCGCAGAACGACUUCACGACAAUCGUCGAGUUACAACCAGGUGACCACGAGUACAAAUUUAUGGUUGACGGGAAAUGGGUUGUGGAUGAUAAUCAACCAAAAACCGACAACCCAAUGGGUUCCGAGAAUAACGUAAUCCACAUUGAUGAGGCUGAUUUUGAGGUUUUUGAUGCGCUCGAUAAAGAUCUUGCCUCGUCGAACGCCGGUGAAGCGAUGAGAAACUUGAACAAGGCUCCUACCAGCCAUGAUACACCAAAUGAUCGUGAAUUGGAAAAAAUGCACGCUUUUUCAGAGGAAGUCCCGGAUCGCAAAGACUUCGACAAAGCAGCAAAUCCUCCUGUACUUCCACCUCAUCUUCUGCAGGUUAUUUUGAACAAAGAUGUGCCCGUGCAAUGUGAUCCUAAUGUCCUUCCCGAGCCAAAUCAUGUCAUGCUUAAUCACCUUUAUGCGCUCUCGAUCAAGGACGGUGUGAUGGUGCUUUCUGCAACUCAUAGGUACCGCAAAAAGUAUGUGACCACUCUCCUCUACAAGCCGAUCAGU
Messenger RNA from Mesorhabditis belari, 867 nucleotides. NCBI's taxonomy places the organism in Eukaryota, Metazoa, Nematoda, Chromadorea, Rhabditida, Rhabditidae. The record is from the annotation of a GenBank genome assembly.